This is a messenger RNA of Dovyalis caffra, 2064 nucleotides long. The record is from the annotation of a GenBank genome assembly. Lineage: Eukaryota; Viridiplantae; Streptophyta; Magnoliopsida; Malpighiales; Salicaceae.
AUGGCUUCCAAUAAAGACGCCGAUCCAUCUCUCGGCUACCUAACCCGAAAAGACACCGAGGUAAAGCUCCCCCGCCCGACCCGAGUCAAGAACAAAACCCCCGCCCCGAUCCAAAUCACAGCGGAGCAAAUCCUCCGAGAAGCACGAGAACGACAAGAAGCUGAAAUCCGACCGCCCAAACAGAAAAUCACCGACUCGACUGAACUCGCCGACUACCGUCUCCGCAAGAGGAAAGAAUUCGAGGAUUUAAUUCGACGAGUGAGGUGGAACAUCAGUGUUUGGAUCAAGUACGCCCAAUGGGAAGAGUCUCAGAAAGAUUUCAAUCGCGCGCGUUCAGUGUGGGAGCGUGCACUGGAGGUGGAUUAUCGGAAUCAUACUUUAUGGCUGAAAUACGCGGAGGUGGAGAUGAAAAACAAGUUUAUAAAUCACGCGAGGAACGUGUGGGACCGGGCGGUUACCCUUCUCCCGAGAGUUGAUCAGCUCUGGUAUAAGUAUAUUCAUAUGGAGGAGAUGUUGGGGAAUGUUGCUGGAGCGAGGCAGAUUUUCGAGAGAUGGAUGGGGUGGAUGCCGGACCAGCAAGGUUGGCUUUCGUAUAUAAAGUUUGAAUUGAGGUAUAACGAGGUGGAACGUGCGCGAGGUAUUUUUGAGAGGUUUGUUCAGUGUCAUCCGAAAGUGAGUGCGUGGAUUAGGUACGCGAAGUUUGAGAUGAAGAAUGGGGAGGUUGCUAGGGCGAGGAAUGCGUAUGAAAGGGCGGUUGAGAAGUUGGCGGAUGAUGAGGAGGCAGAGAUGUUGUUUGUUGCAUUUGCGGAGUUUGAAGAGAGGUGUAAGGAAACGGAGAGGGCUAGGUUCAUCUAUAAGUUAGCUUUGGAUCGUAUACCGAAAGGGAGGGCGGAGGAUUUGUACAGGAAGUUUGUUGCUUUUGAGAAACAGUAUGGUGAUAAAGAAGGGAUUGAGGACGCGAUUGUGGGGAAGAGAAGGUUUCAGUAUGAAGAUGAAGUGAGGAAGAAUCCUUUGAAUUAUGAUGCGUGGUUUGAUUAUAUUAGGUUGGAGGAGAGUGUGGGAAUUAAGGAGAGGAUUAGAGAGGUGUAUGAACGUGCAAUUGCUAAUGUCCCGCCUGCCCAAGAGAAGAGAUACUGGCAGAGAUAUAUUUAUUUAUGGAUAAAUUACGCCCUUUAUGAAGAGCUUGAUGCAGAAGAUAUAGAACGGACGCGGGAGGUAUAUAGUGAAUGCUUGAACCUGAUCCCACAUGAGAAAUUUUCAUUUGCAAAAAUUUGGCUUUUAGCAGCCCAAUUUGAGAUCCGGCAAUUGAAUCUGAAGGGAGCUCGGCAAGUUUUAGGUAACGCCAUUGGAAAAGCUCCUAAAGAUAAGAUAUUUAAGAAAUAUAUUGAGAUUGAGCUGCAGCUUGGCAAUAUCGAUCGUUGCCGGAAACUCUAUGAGAAAUAUUUAGAGUGGUCGCCGGAGAAUUGUUAUGCUUGGAGCAAAUAUGCUGAGCUGGAGAGGUCCUUGAGUGAAACUGAACGGGCCCGAGCUAUUUUUGAACUGGCGAUAGCGCAGCCAGCCCUGGAUAUGCCAGAGUUGUUGUGGAAGGCAUAUAUUGACUUUGAGAUCUCUGAGGGUGAAUACGAUAGAACUCGUGAACUUUACGAGAGACUUUUGGAUCGCACAAAGCAUCUAAAAGUUUGGAUCAGUUAUGCUAAGUUCGAGACAUCUGCCAUGGUAGAACAGAAGCUGUGCAUUCAAAAUUCAAGAAGGGUUUUUGAGAAAGCGUUAAACUACUUCAGAAUGUCUGCCCCUGAACUGAAAGAAGAAAGAGCUAUGCUCUUAGAUGAAUGGUUGGGUGUUGAGAAAAGUUUUGGGCAGCUAGGUGAUGUUAGCCUUGUCGAGCCUAAACUGCCUAAGAAACUGAAAAAGAGAAAGCAGGUUGCUUCUGAAGAUGGGCUGGCUGGGUACGAGGAAUACAUAGAUUAUGUAUUUCCAGAAGAAGCUCAUGCACAUAAUCUCAAAAUCUUAGAAAAAGCACGUGAAUGGAAGAGGCAAAAGCUUGCUUCUGGUGCUGAGGAUUAG